Molecule: messenger RNA, 5415 nt
Organism: Tetrahymena thermophila SB210
Lineage: Eukaryota; Ciliophora; Oligohymenophorea; Hymenostomatida; Tetrahymenidae
Product: transmembrane protein, putative
Exons: 8
Source: RefSeq, a predicted model, not a curated record
AUGGUAUGCUAUCAGUAGUAACAACAAUAAAAACUCGGUGUUAACUAUUUUAAAAAAUAAAAUAUAAUUGUCUUUUUGGAUGCAUCUUCUUUUACAGUUUUACACUUAAAUAGUUGCUAAUUUUAAUCAUAAAGUCUUAUGGGAAUUAAAUUUAUCACUUAAGGAUAAGAAGAAACUUAUAAUAAUUAGAAUAUAAUUUUAAUAGAUGAUUCAGAUUUGUUAAUUUUUAUUUCACUUGAAGGUUUAGAAGCUUAUUAAUUUUCUACGUUAAACUAUUUACUCACUUACAAUUAUGUUAACAUUGACAAGUAAAACUUAAUCAAAGGAUUUAUUAUUGAAGAAUCAAACGAAAUAAUUUUUACUAACAUUCAGGACUCAUUUGUGAUUUAUGAUUUAAGCACAUCAUUGUUUUAUAAUCCAAAUGAUAUAGAUUUAUCUACUGAAAAUAAUUUCUUGUAUUUCUAGGAUUUGAAUGCUGUUGCAUAACUCAAUUAGAAUUCAGGGAGUGAAUACCAUAUUAUAGAUAUUUAAAGCUAUUAGUAUAAUGUUUACAAACUUUUAUAUAGAUGUUUAUAGCUCAAGCAUUAUGGUAUGAAUGUUUAUUGCUUAAAUGAAAAAUCAGAUAUUUACAAACUUAAUAAUUCAAAUUUUAAUUUUGACUUAAUUACUUAAAAGCCUUCAAGUUAAGCUAUAAUAGACAUCCAAAUAAUAUCUGAAGAUUAUAUUAUAAUCGAGUAUAGUAACAAAUAUUUUAGUAUUUUUUAGAUAUCUAGUUCAUAAGUAUCUAAUUUUAUUGAUACAAUUUCUCAUCCUUUCAAAAUUACUUCAAAGAAAUCACAAAACUUAUAAAUUUAAAAGAUUUUUGAGAAAUAAAUUACUGAUACAAUUUAAUCAUUUGUAAUAAUUAAAGGUAAAAUAGCAUAUCUAUUAAUUUACUCUACUAAUUAGAAUAGUUUUGUUAUCGAUAUAAAAUAAAAUGCUUAGCUUGCAACCAUUUAAAAUGCAGCUCAAUAUUACUAAAAAAUAAUAGAAGAUAGCAAAUAUAUCUAUCUUAUUGGAGUAGCUAAUUUCAUUCUUUAUGAUAAAAAUACAUUUCAAAGAAUUAAUUAUUACAAAAUUAAUUAAUUUAUGUUCUCUAAUGUUAAUGAAAUAUUAUAUUUAGAAUAGGAUUAUUUUAUAAUAUUAUUAAAAAAAGGAAUUUAGCUUAUCUAAUUAAACUUACAAAGCAAUAAACUAAUUUAAACUUUUAACAAUCUUAAUAAUCCUAAAAUAUUUAAGAUAGAUAAAAUAUAUAAAUAAGAAUAGUUAUUUGAAAUAAUAGUUUAUGGAAAUACAGAUGCGAAUUUAUUUAAAUUAUAUAUAAAUCUAUUUGAUAGCUUGAUAGAUUCUAAAGAGGUUAGCUUAGAAAUAAGAGAGAAGCAAAAUUCAAUAUUGUCAAAUUAAUACCAUUAUUAUUUAUAAACAGAAGUCUAUAAAUAGAAGAAAUUAAUAGGGUAGUAUGUCAUCUCAUUUGAUUAAUAAAAAUAAAAUAUGGGAGUCAUUCCUAUUUACUAUAAUUAAAUAUUUACAAAUUAGACAUAGCUUCAAAUAUAAUCUACUAUUGAUAAACUUUAUAUUAUGCCAACUUAAAAGUUGUUAUUAUUAAACCAAAUUUACAACAUCAAAAAAUUGAUAUUUGAUAAAGUUUAUUUUAAAUUCUUCAAUGACACUCAAACUUUAACAAUAAAUGAUUGUAAAGAAUUAAUUUGGUAAGAGGUAAUUAUACAAAAUUAAACUUUAUAAAGAAAAUAAAUUCCACUCUCUAUUUAAAAUAUUUAUCAAAUUAAAAUUGAUAAAUUAAUAAUUUAGAACUUAUAAACAUUGUCGACUUUAGAUAAACUAACCUUUAUUAAUAUUAAUAACAUAAAAAUUAAUAAAAUUCUUAUCAAUAACUCAACAUUAUCUUGGAAUUUUUUAGAAUUCUAAAAUUGCUCUAAUAUUCUAAUCUAAGAAAUAGUUAUUAAUAAUUCUUAUAUUUAAAAAGGUAGUAUCUUCUAGUUCUAAAAUAUUGAUAUAUUAACUAUCCAAGCAUUUAAUGCAGAGCAAAAUCAAAAUUUCAAUAAUAAUUAAAUCAUAAAUUCCUCCAAUAAAUAGAAUAAUAACAAUAAUUAAGAUGAUGAAAUUUACUUUAUUAAAAUUCAAGGAUGCUUUGAUUGCUAUUUUUACAACUUUAAAAUUAAGUCUUGCUAAAAUAUAGGAAUUUUAAGCUCUGUACAUUCUUUAAGUAACAUCAAAAACCCAGAAUUUAACAAAUUUAUUAUGGUGUAAAACUUAUUUAUUAGCAAUUAAGUUUAUAAUCAAGACUACAAAUUUAUAUCGAUAAUUGCUUAUGGAAUUUAAUUAGACAAUUUUAUCGUAUAAAAUUCAGAAUUUAAAACUAACUCAAUAUAUUUAGAGCCAAAUGAAUAAGGAGUUAUAUAAAACUCUAUUUUUAAAAAAAUAAAUUUAUCAAGUGGUUCUUUAUUUUAUAUUUAAGGUGGUGAUAUGCUUAUGAAUAAUUGCACCUUUUAGAUGAUAUAUUCUCAAGUAACAGCUGUUGUUUCUUCUUUGAAUACAUAAACUCUGAUAAUAAAAAAAUCAAACUUUAUAGAUAUCUCUUGUAAAUCUACAAAUAAUAAUACUUAAUGCUUAGGAGGAUCUCUUAAUCUGUAAUAAAUAAAUAAAAUUUUUAUUAUAGCUGAUUAUUUUUAAAACUCAUACUCUUUAGAUAAUGGAGGAGCAAUCUAUAUAGAUAACUAAAAUAAUUAUAUGAUAUAGAUUAAUGACACUAAUUUCCAUAAUUGUAAGGUAAAAAGAGGUUCUGGAGGAGCUGUUUAUAUUUAAUAAUCACUAAAUAUAAGUAUUUAGAAUACUACUUUCUUAAAUAAUAGUGCUCUCUAAGAAAAAGGAGGGGCUUUAGCUUUAUAAUUCUCUAACUUAUUAUACUUAAAUAAUUCAACAUUUACAAAUAACUAAGCAUAAAUAGGCGGAGCAAUAUGGUAUGGACCUUAUAAUUAAACCUUUUUGCAUGAUUAAUUACAGUUUCAGAAUAAUUAUUUUAUCAAUAAUAAAGGAUUUUUUUAUGGUGAAGAUAUAGGUUCAUAUCCCAUGAAAAUUCAAAGAGUAUCAUAAAAUUAAUCAUAUAUAUAUACUAAUAUUAUAGAAGAUAUUUCAAGUGGAAAUUUAAUUGAUGAAGAAAUUUACUUCACGUUUAUUGACGAGUAAAACAAACCAUUAAAUUUCACAAGCUAUUAAUAGUAUCCUUAAUCUCUAGAAAUAUAAAAUGAAAUGGAUAAUUACUUUUUGUCAGUAUAAUAGGAUUAAAAUGAAAAUAUUAUUAUUAAGUAAGGAUAAACAUUACUAAAAUAGAACUAACUAGGCAUAUUUUAGCUAUUGAUGUCUUCUUCAUACAAAAAUAAUAAAUAAUAAUCAAUAUUAAUCCACUCAAAUCCCCUUAACAAUUAGAAAUAGCUCUCAUAUAAUCUCAUUCUGAAAUUUAGAAACUGUAUUAAAGGCGAAAUCUAUUCAUCAAAUGAUGACGGUUUUAUAGAAUGCAAAUAAUGUUCAGAGGGAAAAUAUUCACUAGAAUAGCCACAAGAAGUAAAUAUAAACGAGUUGAAUUGCUUGCCUUGUCCUGAAGAAGCAAUUAAAUGCUUUAAAGAUACUAUAAUUCUCAAAGAUGGAUAUUGGAGAGAAUCAGUUCUUAUUGAUUAAAUAUAUUAAUGCUAGUCUUAUGGCUGUUCAGAAACUUAAACAGAUACUUUUGAUAGGUGUUUAAAAGGUUAUUUAGGACCUCUAUGUGAUUCUUGUGAUGGGUCAAAGUAAAUUUGGGGUUAAUAAUAUGGAAAACAGGGUAAAUAUUGUCUUUUAUGUAAAGAAAUAAAAUUUUAAUACAUUUAUUUUUCAAUUAUACUGAUUUCUUAUGCAAUAUACCUUUUGAUAUGCAUACAAGAUUUAGUAGAAUAAAAUAUUUUAAUAGUCAAAUUAAUAUUGCUUAAAAAAAUAAAUGUGUUACUCACAAGUAAGUCUAUUUCUUAAGGCGAAGCAGUUACUAUAUGGAUGAAAAUCUUUAUUCAUUAUAUCUAAAUCAUUUCCUUGAUUUUCUCUUUAUAAAUUAACUUUCCUUUUGAAUUAAGUGCUCCAAUUCAAUCUUUUGGAGAUCCCCUAAAUUUAACAAUUACAAGUUUAGAUUGUUUGAUACUAACAAAUUAGUAAUACCCAAUUUGGCUUCACAGAAUAGUUACUUAAAUAGUUAAUUUGAUUAUAUAGUACAUAAUUGUGACCCUAUUUUAUCGCUUUUUCUAUAUUUAAAGAAAUUAUAAGUAAUAUAUAAAGAAAAAAUUAUAGAAAAUUUGUCUUUAAACCUCAUUCAUGAUCUUUUACUUAUUUUAUUAGCCUUCAAUAUCAAAUCUAAUAUUUUCAGGUAUAUUUUGUAGAUAAAUUGGCGAUAAAUAUUACUUAAUUUAAGAUCUAAGUUAGCAAUGCUACACAAAUACUCAUAUGAUAAUAUUAUUUUCAAUAAUUAUUCCACUUUGCUUAUUAUGGUGCUUUAUAAUUCCAUUACUUAUCUACAGAUAGCUAAAUAAAUUAUAAUCAAAUAUGGAUGAAGUCAAAAAUAUUUAAAAAAGAAUAAUCUAUUCAGUAUUUUAUUAAGGCUAUAAAAUAGAAUGUUUUAAUUGGGAAAUUAUAAAAAUUUUCUAAAAGUUUGCUAUGAUGAUAGUAAUAAACUCAAAUUUUAGUGAUGCAAUAAAAAUAACAUUCAUAAUAAUUAUUUUAUUACUUUAUACAAGUUACUUGACUUUUAAAAAACCUCACUAAAACAAUUAGAUAAUGAGUUGUGAAAAAAUUAUGAUGUUAAUUCUGAAUUUUAACUUUGUUUUUUUGCUAAUGAUAAUAACAUAAAGUUAGCCAUCUUACUAUCUUAUCAUUAUAAGUUACUUUGCGAUCAUACUUUUAAAUAUUAUUUUUUUAGGAAUAUUUAUAUCGCUAUUAACUAAUUCAUUGGUGAUUAGAUUAAAUGAUCAGAAUACUAUUUCUAGUAAAAUAAAGAGAGCUCUUUUUAGAUUAUUAAAAAGUUGCCCAUCAUUUCUUAAAUUUAUAAAAUUUAGGCAAGUAAAUUAAUAUAAAAUAAAUAGAUUUUGGAAACUUUUGAAAAGUUCAAUUUAUGCCAAUCAAUAUAAUAUUAUCAACAUAAAUAGUAAUUAAUAAAUUAGUUAUAGAUAGUAAUCUUAUAAAAACAUAUUUACUUCUAAACAUAAUCUUAAAUAAGCAUAACUUGAGUAAUAAUAGUAAAACUAUUUAUUUAGCUCAGAAUAAAUUGAUGAAAAGGUAAAACUACUAUUGAUAUUUUCAUAUUUAAAGAAUUAAUUUUUAAUAAUAGGCAGGUAACAAUACUGA